GUCCCCAUCAGCAUCCAUAUUAACGAACCACACCGCACGUUAACGAGAGAAAAGACAAAGAAACACCACACCGCUUUACCUCCCUUUCACACCUCCCUCCCAUCCUCCCCCCAUCCUCCCCCUUCUCAAUCAUGACCAACAAUACCCAACAGCCCAUAGCAACCCCAACCUCCCCUUCACUCCCAUCCCUACCGGCCUCCGAACCCUCCUCCCUCGCCACCUCGCCCGCUCUCUCUCAAUCCAGCAGCAAAUUCAAACCUCAGCCUAUCAAUAUCAUCCACAGCAAGAGCCUUGAGCCCCCUCAAUCCUCCCCGAGGAGAGGUUCGAUUGCCGCCCAUUUGAUGCACUUUGCCGCAAAGUCUACCUCGUCGCUUCAUCUCCUCUCCAGCUCUGCGCCGGCCCGCAGCGGCCCUGGCUCGGCCUCGUCUCAGGAAGUCGAGGUCCGGUCUCAGGUCCUCCCUCUUCGCUCCACUUUCUCGAACCCCUUCAAAAAGCUGCAGAAUACUUUCCAGGGCAACAGCAGUUCCUCCAAGAAGAGUCCCGACCUAGGGGCACUUAAGGCGACAGAGAGGAUCGCGUCAUCAUCAUCCUCCGUCAACUCGAUGGUCUCGUGGCGAUCCAAGGGUGCUGAGAUCUUUUCGAAGAAGACCUGGGGUCGUUCCCGCAAGAUCUCUCACUCAUCUUCUUGCACUUCCUUUCUUUGUUCCUGAUGCAUUUGUAACAUUUUUAGAUUCAGAACCAACCUUUGGCGCAAAAGGCAUUGCCCAGAGUCCUAUCUUUGGGGCCAGCCCCGAGGACGCAGUCCGUAUGUCUCACAUCCCAGGCACGCCCAUGGUCCCCGCAGUCCUCUACCGCUGUGCUGAAUACCUCGAGGCCAAGGGCAUUGACGAAGU
Gamsiella multidivaricata is the source of this 893-nucleotide messenger RNA. RefSeq lists its product as uncharacterized. The transcript has 2 exons. The record is from RefSeq and is a predicted model, not a curated record. The coding region runs from base 132 to 710 and encodes 192 amino acids. NCBI's taxonomy places the organism in Eukaryota, Fungi, Mortierellomycota, Mortierellomycetes, Mortierellales, Mortierellaceae.